GAAUCCAGCUUAUUUAUGGGUGUUACUUUUGUGCAGGUAACCUAAUAACGUUUCCGUAAAAAAAAAGAACAAACUUAGAAGUUGGUUUUAUAUUCGAUAUUCGCCCUUAGCAAAAAGUAGUUUAUUCAACUGUACUACGAGUAUACUUAUUUUGUACUGAAACUGAGUCGGUAUACUUAAAGUUUACUUUUUAUAUACUAUAUAUUAUAUACUUAAGAAUAGUAUAGUGAAGUAUAUUUCACUUAUACUAAGUAUAAAGAAAAGUCUAAGUGCAUUAAUACUUACACUUAUACUUUAAUACUAAAGCUUAUACUUAAGUAUACUUUACCUCUCAACAUUCUGUCUCGUGAUUUUGUAAAUACUUUGCAGUUUAGUGUACAUACAUACAUCCAUCCAUUUCCCAAACCACUUAUCCUACUGGGUCACGGGGGUCCGGAGCCUAUCGCGGAAGCAAUGGGCACGAGGCAUGGAACAACCCAGGAUGGGGGGCCAGCCCAUCGCAGGGCACACUCACACACCAUUCACCCACGCAUGCACACCUACAGGCAAUUUAGUAACUCCAAUUAGCCUCAGCAUGUUUUUAGACUGUGGGGGGAAACCGGAGUACCCGGAGGAAACCCCACGAGGACAUGGGGAGAACAUGCAAACUCCACACACAUGUGACCCAGGUGUACACUCGAACCCGGGUCCCAGAGGUGUGAGGCAACAGUGCAAACCACUGCACCACCAUGCCACCCCUAGUAUACAUAUAGUAUGAGUUAAAUUUAAGAAUACUUAAAUUAUCGCAUGUUGAUUGGAUUGUAAAUGAAGGUGUAAUUACAAUUUAUCCAAUUGAAAUAUUUAUUAAGGUUAUAGGUCACAUACAAGUGGUGUUUUGGAAAGUAAAUAGGUGUGAAAAUUUUCUGAAGAGUGAAAGGCCGUUUAUUCCAUGAUUUGAUGUUAGUAUGUUGCAAUUUGAAGAUUCGGGGUAUUCAUACUCCGUUACAUUACAUUACAUUACACACUUCUCGCUACUUUUAAAUAAUUUAUUAAAAUUUUAUUCGCAUGCUGGCGCAACUCGGCUGGGCAUCUCACCAUGACCACGCCCCUGCCUGUUUGCCUGCCAAGAACUACAUUAUGGGAAUGCACAUAGCUAAAUAGGGAAAUACCGGUGAUCUGUUGAAUUCUGCUACCCCAAUGCAAAUAACACAGCAAACAAGGAGAGACUCCAUUGGGGCAGACUCAAACCCAGUCCUAACCUUGACCUUUUACAAGUCAAGAAGCACAACUCGAUUGUCGAUUGGUAGCAUGGUUCGACAUGGUAUUCCACAAAAUGGGUUUAAAAUGUUACCUUAUUCUUAAUAUAGCUCCUUCUUGUUAAAAUGUAUCUUUUGUUGCUGUAGUUUGCUGUAAUAUUGUGUUCAAUAAGGAUCUUUGCUUGUAGUGGUUUAGGUAACUCUUAGAUAGUUCACUAUAACAGUACAGUGGAACCUCUGAAUCUGUUGCUUUGGUAACCAUGGUCUCAGUGUAAUCUAUAAAUUCAAUUUUAUCAUAGGUAUGUAAGUAAAUGGAAAACGAGUAAUUUAUAGUGUUCACUACUAUUCAUGGUUUCAGAUCUCUAUGGCAGGUCUUGGAACGUGUACCCUGUGGGUACGGGUGCACUGCUGUGUUUAACACGACAGUUUGCUAACACUAACAUCUGAUAACGGCAUGUGUUUGAUUGAUGGAGUUGUCUACAGUAUGUAGAAAUAAAGUCUGUCGAUUCCAAAAAGUGAAGCAAUCCCUUGCCAAUUAAAUCUCAAUUCCAAACAGUGGUUAAUUUGUUCUGCUUUUAAUUCGUACCUUGAGCGACCAGACAGGUUACUAUGAAUUUUGCAGGAACAAUCUGAGUCACCCUUUCUAUGGAUCUUUGGCCUCAAAAUCCUUGUAAAAUGACUCAAUCAUGAUAUAAGGACUCUAGUACAGCGUUACAUUCUCUCUGUUUGGUUAAUUCCCCAUGACAGAUGACAUUGCACAUGGAUCGAAUGGUUCUCAAGUUCAACAAAAUGUCUGUCCAGAGGCUUGUCCUGUAUGCAUUCAAAACAGUGCAAUAUGUGGAUGCCACACCUACAACAUGGCAAAACUCUUCAGGAUCCUAGCUGGCAGCCCCCCAGGCAGACACAUGGUCCAGUCCUACCCUCCGGAAAUGACUGUCCAUCUACCAUAGCCAGGUGUUGCGCAGGCAUCCCCUCAGCCUGGUCCAGCCUGACAGAUCCUCAGCAACGAGGAUCUUGCGAGCCAGGUCAUCCUCAGGGAAAUGCACCACAUGGCUGUAACUGACGCUUCCUCAUAAUGCGCGUAAUACGUCUCAUUCAGGACUACUCUAGCAACCGCUCAGUUGACACAGUCAAACCAGCGGUACCCAAGGAUUCUCUGAAGAGACACAGUACCAAAGGAGUCCAGUCUUCGUCUCAGGUCACUGGGUAGCGUCCACAUCUCACAGCCAUACAGCAAGACAGGGAGCACCAGGACUCUAAAGACUUGGACCUUCGUCCUAUUGCAAAGAUAUUGAGAUCGCAACACACCCUUUUCUAGCAACCUCAUGACCCCCCAAGCUCCCCAGUCGGUCUGUUGACUGUAUAAGAAGAGUCAUCAGAGACAUGAAUGUCGCUGGCGAGAUAAGUCGACACCUUUCCCACAGACAGACACACUACUGAUGGCUGUGCCUAAGAAAUUAUUAAAGGCCUAAAUCUUGCUUUUUAUCUAGAACAUUCACAAUCCCAGACACUGACUCUUCGCUCAGUCUCUCAAGAGCCCCGAUCAGAACCACCAUUGACUCCACGAAGAUCACACCAUCAUUGAUGAAGCCAGUAAAACUUUUUUCACCAACAGAUGCCCCACAACCCCUUGGCCCACAGAACUCUGCCCAACAACCAGUCCAUACAAGCAUUUAACAGAGCAGGAGCAAGAACACACCCCAGGGGAACCCCAGAAUCAACUGGGAAGAACACGGAGGUUCUCCCUCCACUCUGCACAGCACUCACUGUACCAGUGUGCAGGCUGGCCAUGAUGUCCAACAUUUUCAGGGGGAUGCCGCAAAGUCUUAGGAUGUCCCACAGGGUAACUUGAUCAACUGAGUCAAAUGCUUUAUGAAAAUCAGAGAAGGCUGCAAAGAACCUCUGCCGAUAUUUGUGCUUAUGCUCAGUGAGAACCCUCAGUGCAAGGAUGCAGUCGAUAGUAGACUUCCUAAGCGUAAAACCAGACUGCUCUGGCCGCACCCAAGUUCCUCAAACAAACUGCCUGCAAACUCAUCAGAAACAGCUUGAUGUUGGAGUCUGGCUAAGUCAAGCCUUAUUCUCUAUAGCCUAUUGGAUCUAAGCUGAAUCUUCAGAGUAGAAGGAACAAGUCUGCGGUCAGUAUUCACAAACUGGGCACAUCUGUCGACCAGUUCUUCAGGACCCUCCAGCGUCUGCCGACGAGGAUGUGAUCAGUCUUCUUCACCACACCACCAGGAUUGGAGUACCUAGUCCAACAAUGUGGCUCAGGGCAUUGGAACCAGGAUCCAGCACCCUGCAGCCCCUAACCUUUCCCAAAGUCAAGAAUCAUGGAGCCACUCUCACCCAAUUCUCCAGACCCAGGGGGACCAGCACAAUCCUCAUAGCCAGCCCUGUCAGUGCUUGUGAUCGCACUGAAGUCACCCAUGACCAGAAGCUUACCUCAGAGAGCGUCGCCACCAAAAUGUGGAGUUUGCAAAGCUCCCCCAACAGCAGAGGAAGAUGGUCAUAUUGCCGGAGAGACAAGGCAUUCCACGUGCCGCAAAUUGGGACCCAAGUGUCGCCAUGCAGCACCACACCACCCCUGAUCCCCAACAGGCCGACCCUAUUAGCUCACUGACGGUUUAGGCUCUUGCAGGGAUGAGGAUCCUGAAGGCUUCCCCCCAUCCCCUUCAAAAUGUGUGCAGCCUUCCUGUUGGUGACUACAGAAGGGCAUCAUGCCUGGUUAGACUGAGCUGCUGUGAAGAGGGGCAGAUAUCCGUGAGUUUUCUAGGCCUAUGACUGGGCCAGCCCUUGUCCCCCUGAUUGAUGCCAUUGAAGCUGGAGAGAAGCCUGUGGUGGCUGCCAUUGAGGGAAUGGCACUUGGCGGCGGCUUAGAGUUGGCUCUGGGGUGUCACUACCGUAUUGCCCACUCGAAGGCGCAGCUUGGACUUCCAGAGGUGACCUUGGGCCUCAUUCCUGCUGCAGGAGGAACACAGCGCCUUCCCAGGCUCAUAGGUUUUCCUGCAGCUCUUGACUUGAUUAUCACAGGGCGGCGUGUGUCAGCUGGAGACGCCCUGAAACUGGGCAUCGUAGACCAGGUGACAGAAAGAAAUGCUGGUGAGGUGGCAGUGGCCUUCGCUCGAAGUGUAGCUGAUCGUCCACUGGUCUCAUGCCGCCUCAGCACAUGGCCACACUUGUGUCCUGCAGACCUGGACAACAUAUUACAGAUGGCGCUGGCGAAAGCAUGGCAGCGUGGCCGAGGCGCCCUGGCACCCGUGGCCUGUGUGAAAGCAGUACAGGCAGCUAGGCUGCCGUAUAGCCAGGGCAUGGAGCAAGAACAGGAGCUGAUGUCCAUGCUGUUUGCUUCUCCUCAGGCUCGUGCCCUGCAGUACUGUUUUUUUUCCCAAAGGGCCGUGGGCAAGUGGAGCAUGCCUAAUGGGGCCUGCUGGAACAACAGCACCGCUAGACCCAUCCGCAAGGCCGCAGUCAUCGGUUUGGGAACCAUGGGGAGGGGCAUUGCCGUCUGCCUGGUUCUGGCAGGUAUUCCUGUCAUUGCCAUAGAAACAGAUGAGAAGCAGCUGGAGGCUGCAAGGAGGGUGGUGAUGGCACUGUUGGAGAAGGAGGUACAGAAAUUGCCUUUGGGGUCGCACCUGGGGCUGAUCCACUUCACGUCAGAGCAACGAUACCUGCGUGAGGUGGACUUGGUCAUUGAGGCUAUAUUUGAGGACCUGGCUCUAAAGAAACAGCUGUUUGCCGAGCUAUCGUCUGUGUGCCAUCCAGAUACCCUUCUGUGCACCAAUACCUCGCACCUAGAUGUGGACCAGCUUGCUACUGUCACCAGCAGACCAGAUCUGGUGAUAGGAAUGCAUUUCUUUGCCCCGGCAAACAAGAUGAAGUUGCUGGAAGUGGUAUUCACAAGCCGCUCCUCCCCUGAGGCUGUGGCUACAGCCAUGCAGCUGGGGAAGUCGCUGGGGAAGGUUAGUGUCGCUGUUGCCAACUGCCCUGGCUUUGUCGGGAACCGCAUGCUCAGGCCUUACGUAGAACAGGCCAGCUUCUUGCUAGAGGAGGGUGCUACCCCUGAGCAGGUAGAUAACGCCCUGGAGCAUUUUGGGCUUGCCAUGGGUGCCUUCCGUAUGUCUGACCUCUCAGGGCUGGACGUGGGCUGGAAGGUGCGCAAAGCAGCAGGACUUGCAGGUCCUGGAGUGCCCCAAGGGCGGGUGACACGGCAGGGGUACAGAUAUAGCCCCUUGGCUGACCUCAUCUGUGAGAAAGGUCGUCUGGGCCAGAAGACGGGUCGCGGCUGGUACCUGUAUGAAGGCCCAGGGGGACGUGUGGCAUUCCCAGAUCCCUGGAUGCACGCCUUCCUGGAAGAAUACCGCCGAGUGCAUGGGCUGCAGCCACGUAGCAUAGGCCAGCAGGAGGUGCUGGAACGCUGCCUGUUUGCUCUUAUCAACGAGGGUUUUCGUGUGCUGGAGGACGGCAUUGUCAUGGACCCUGUAGCACUGGAUGUCAUCUAUGUCUUGGGUUAUGGCUGGCCAGCCCACACGGGGGGACCCAUGUACUAUGCUGGGGAAGUUGGGCUGCCAAAGGUCCUAGGGAGGUUGGAAUACUACCAGCGGUUACAUCCAGACAUCCCACACCUGAGGCCCAGUGCCUUGCUGAGACAGCUGGUGGCCAAGGGGAGUCCCCCAAUCCACAAGUGGAGGGGGCACGUUGAGAAGGGGUCCAGCCGCCUAUGAGCCCUAGACAAACCGGGGCAACUCCUGAAUAAAACAUAAAUUUCUACACCCUAUUACCCUUAAUAAUCACAAUAAAGUAGUAACUGUAAAAAGGUCUUUUAUUUUCGUAAAUACAUUUUACUUAUACUGGUGCAAUGAUGGCGUCUGACCACCAGGAGCCUUUCAUGGCUUUUUUGAUAAAGCUCCUUUGUGCACAUUAACAGGGCUCGCAUUGAUUGCAUAUAAACCACGUCAUACACAUGCGUCUAGUAUUGCCAUAAAUAAGUCAUCAUGGCAGAGUGGAAGAAACUGAGUUAUUUGUCAGUAUUUUUUUCAAAAUUGUUGUAAGACUGAUUAAGAAAAGGUGCAUUAUAAUUUAACAUGCAACAAACAGACUCAGACAUGAUAGUCACAGUUGUCUAGUUGGUAGUCUUACUGCACUAAAGUCACUGACCUGUAGGCAGUAUUCUGUUUGGGAUGUCAGAUAAUAAAGCAGUUGAUGCUGAAAA
Messenger RNA from Brienomyrus brachyistius, 6441 nucleotides. It is a transcript of the gene ehhadh, whose product is annotated as enoyl-CoA, hydratase/3-hydroxyacyl CoA dehydrogenase. Gene Ontology annotation, cellular component: peroxisome. The record is from RefSeq and is a predicted model, not a curated record. The transcript has 6 exons. Gene Ontology annotation, biological process: fatty acid beta-oxidation. Lineage: Eukaryota; Metazoa; Chordata; Actinopteri; Osteoglossiformes; Mormyridae. Bases 4010 to 5953 code for a protein of 647 amino acids. Gene Ontology annotation, molecular function: (3S)-3-hydroxyacyl-CoA dehydrogenase (NAD+) activity; NAD+ binding.